AGAAAAAAACAGCCUUCUGGCAUGGUUUAAAGAUUCACCAAUCAGCACCAGAAGCUGAAACCAAGAUGUGAAUAUAAACCUCUCUUUGACUGCCCUGGCAACUGAGAAGUCCACAACCAAUUUCUAAAUCACAUGGCAGAUCUCCCAAUUAAUGCCCAAAAGGCUGUUUCCUUGAAAUCAGAGUCACGCUAUAGUUCCUUUCAUACAUCGGAAGUGAGUAAAUCAGUGAAUAAUGCAACCCCCUUCCUGUCUGCCAGAACUCUGCCAAACCAAGCACAUGGGGCUGGGUUCAAGCAAACUGUUACUUGUUAAAGUAACGUAAAGGAUUUGUGUUUUGGAGGGGUUAAAAUUGCUCAGAUAAAGGGAAAACUUACAGAAGAUCCGCAGGUGCCUGCAUGAAUACUCCCCAGUCUCUCUGAUGCGAGCUGGCAGGUCCCAUAAAGCCGCUCAGCCUUGAACAGGGAAGGGAAGGGAAGGAGGCAGAGAGCAAGAGCUCCAGCUGCGACUCCAAAGCCCCAGAAAGAGCCUCUAACCCAAUUCCCUUCAAGUGCACAAGCCUCGCGAACUGCAGCAUCUGUUUGCCACUGUAUUCACUGAGUUCACAGGGCAAACAAAAGAUCCAUAUCAAGCAUGCAUCCUUCCAGAGGGGGAAAUCCUUCCUUCCUUCACCCAUAUAUUUGCCUUUCUUUUCUUUCCGUUAUUUUCUUUUUUUUUUUUCCAGGGGAGGUGAGGGAGAGGGGGGUUGUCACUAAUUAUUUUUUUUAUAGUAAUUAAGAGAGCUAACACCAGCUAGGCUAGAGUGAACGCAAACAAGACCCCUAUAGGCAGCACAGUGCAUUAAUGUAAAAUAUGCCCAGACAACAUAACUUGUCAGAGAGGAUUAUUUCUGCUUAGUGAAUCUGCAGGGGCCCCUUUGCUCCACCACUCAGCGUCUGCCUAGAGAGAGAAAGAGUAGCCAUUAGUGAGUAGCUACUGUGGCAUUGAUGUUUGAGCGCACUUCUGAACUGGCUUUUGUUGAGAAUAUCGGUGCAGAAAGCAUGCGCUGUCCCAAAUCCGCUGUUACUAUGAGAAAUGAGGAGCUGCUUUUAAGUAACGGCACAGCUAACAAGAUGAAUGGAGCUUUGGAUCAUUCAGACCAACCAGACCCAGAUGCCAUUAAGAUGUUUGUUGGACAGAUUCCCCGUUCAUGGUCGGAAAAAGAGUUAAAAGAACUUUUUGAGCCUUACGGAGCUGUCUACCAGAUUAAUGUUCUCCGAGACAGAAGUCAGAACCCUCCCCAAAGUAAAGGUUGUUGUUUCGUAACAUUUUAUACAAGAAAAGCUGCUCUUGAGGCACAGAAUGCACUGCACAAUAUUAAAACUUUACCUGGGAUGCAUCAUCCUAUUCAGAUGAAACCUGCAGAUAGUGAAAAGUCCAAUGCUGUGGAAGACAGAAAAUUGUUCAUAGGAAUGGUUUCGAAGAAGUGUAAUGAGAAUGAUAUCAGGGUGAUGUUUUCUCCGUUCGGCCAGAUAGAAGAAUGCAGAAUCCUUCGGGGACCUGAUGGGCUGAGCAGAGGCUGUGCGUUUGUCACAUUUUCUACAAGGGCAAUGGCACAGAAUGCAAUCAAAGCCAUGCACCAGUCUCAGACCAUGGAGGGCUGCUCUUCGCCAAUCGUGGUGAAGUUUGCUGAUACCCAAAAGGACAAAGAGCAGCGGCGUUUGCAGCAGCAGUUGGCACAGCAGAUGCAACAGCUCAAUACUGCCACUUGGGGAAACCUCACGGGUCUUGGAGGACUCACACCACAGUAUCUAGCUCUUCUGCAGCAAGCAACUUCCUCCAGUAACUUGGGUGCCUUCAGCGGCAUUCAGCAAAUGGCCGGCAUGAACGCUUUACAAUUACAGAAUUUGGCAACUUUAGCAGCUGCAGCAGCCGCUGCCCAAACCUCAGCUACUACCACCAAUGCAAAUCCUCUCUCCACAACGACUGGUGCUCUGGGAGCCCUCACAAGUCCUGUGGCUGCAUCAACUGCUAAUUCCACAGCUGGUGCAGCCAUGAAUUCUUUGACUUCUUUGGGUACUCUCCAAGGACUGGCUGGAGCCACCGUUGGACUGAAUAAUAUUAAUGCACUAGCAGGUACCGUAAACAGUAUGGCGGCCCUGAACGGAGGACUCGGCGCAACAGGCUUGACGAAUGGUACGGCCGGCACAAUGGACGCGCUCACCCAGGCCUACUCAGGAAUCCAGCAGUAUGCUGCCGCUGCGCUGCCCACCUUGUACAGCCAGAGCUUGUUGCAGCAGCAAAGCGCCGCGGGCAGCCAGAAGGAAGGUCCAGAAGGGGCAAACCUCUUUAUUUACCACCUCCCCCAGGAAUUUGGAGACCAGGACAUUCUGCAGAUGUUCAUGCCUUUUGGAAAUGUUAUCUCUGCUAAAGUCUUCAUUGACAAACAGACCAAUCUGAGCAAGUGCUUUGGUUUUGUUAGCUAUGACAAUCCAGUCUCUGCACAAGCUGCUAUCCAGGCUAUGAACGGCUUUCAGAUUGGCAUGAAACGCUUGAAGGUUCAGCUGAAACGCUCCAAAAAUGACAGCAAACCUUACUGAUCUUAACCCCAGAUGCUUACUGCUCUUAUUUUAGCUUUCUUAGGACAUCUCCAUGCCCGUUAGCCCAUCGUUUGCCUAGCAUGUCCCUGUGGCGUCUCAAAAAAAAAAAGUUUCAUCGUCCCGUCAUUGUUUCUGAUGUCUUUCUGACCUCACAUCAUAUUUGGUUCUCCUACUGACCUUUGAUCUAGUUUGACCUUUGAAAUUUGCAUGUGACCUCAUCUAGCUAUGAAUUCUGGGAAGUCAAUGUGAAAAAACAUUGCUGCAUUCAUGCAAGACUGAAAUUUAUUAUUAGAUAAAUUAAUGAUAGGAUUUAAAGACAACCUGUGGCAAAAUGUUUUUUCUUUCUUUUUUUUUUUUUUUUGUUUUGUUUUUUUUUUGUUUUUCUUUUUCCUCUGGGUUUCG
Lagopus leucura (white-tailed ptarmigan) is the source of this 2978-nucleotide messenger RNA. It is a transcript of the gene CELF2, whose product is annotated as CUGBP Elav-like family member 2. The record is from RefSeq and is a predicted model, not a curated record. Bases 984 to 2576 code for a protein of 530 amino acids. Gene Ontology annotation, molecular function: mRNA 3'-UTR binding. NCBI's taxonomy places the organism in Eukaryota, Metazoa, Chordata, Aves, Galliformes, Phasianidae. Gene Ontology annotation, cellular component: cytoplasm; nucleus; ribonucleoprotein complex. The transcript has 14 exons. Gene Ontology annotation, biological process: regulation of alternative mRNA splicing, via spliceosome; mRNA splice site recognition.